This is a messenger RNA of Cimex lectularius (bed bug), 813 nucleotides long. It is a transcript of the gene tsu, whose product is annotated as RNA-binding protein 8A. Gene Ontology annotation, molecular function: mRNA binding. The record is from RefSeq and is a predicted model, not a curated record. The transcript has a single exon. Gene Ontology annotation, cellular component: nucleus; exon-exon junction complex; cytoplasm. Gene Ontology annotation, biological process: RNA splicing. The coding region runs from base 125 to 688 and encodes 187 amino acids. NCBI's taxonomy places the organism in Eukaryota, Metazoa, Arthropoda, Insecta, Hemiptera, Cimicidae.
UCGAUCAUUGAGACAAGGUUAGGUUUGUGAGUUGUGUUAUCGCCGCCUUCUGCGCAUUCGGUAAGGAAAACUCGUUUCUCUUGUUUCUUGUUCCUUGUAAAGUGAAAAAAGCAGUUCAAAAGAGAUGGCAGACGUGCUCGACAUCGACACUCCGGAGGAGUUCGGUGUUGAAGUUGAAAUGGAAGAGGAGACGGUUGACGAAGGAGCGCUCAACAUUGCGAUGCUGAAGGAAAAGGCGAACAAACGGAAAGGCCGGGGUUUCACCGAAGACUCGAGGAACCUCGAGGACGUCGGCGUGUUCGAAUCCUUGGAACGGGACGACGACCAACCCGGGCCCCAGAGGUCGGUCGAAGGCUGGAUCCUCUUCAUAACAUCCCUUCACGAGGAGAUCCAGGAAGAGGACAUGCACGAGAAGCUCUCUGAGUACGGCGAGAUCAAGAACAUCCACCUGAACCUGGACAGAAGGACGGGUUUCCUCAAAGGCUAUGCCCUUGUCGAGUACAGCAAGUACGGUGAAGCUUUGGCCGCGAAGGAAGCUCUCGAUGGUAUGGAGAUCCUAGGCCAGGUAGUCAGCGUUGACUGGUGCUUCGUCAACGGACCCCAGAAGUCACACAGAAGGACGACAAAAAAAGGAAUGGAAGGCAAGAUCCACCACCACCUAGGUCUCAAAGGGAAAUACGACGUUUGAUCCAAUUGAUCUAUUGAAUUGACUAUUUUUUUUUUUAUAUAUAUUUCUCGUGUGACAAUUAUGUAAAACCAAGUUUGGCAAUUAGACAAAACCAAGAUUAUGUCAGUAUAAACAUUUCUUUAUUA